Messenger RNA from Nothobranchius furzeri (turquoise killifish), 1866 nucleotides. RefSeq names its product UTP--glucose-1-phosphate uridylyltransferase. Gene Ontology annotation, biological process: glycogen metabolic process; UDP-alpha-D-glucose metabolic process. Gene Ontology annotation, cellular component: cytoplasm. The record is from RefSeq and is a predicted model, not a curated record. Gene Ontology annotation, molecular function: UTP:glucose-1-phosphate uridylyltransferase activity. NCBI's taxonomy places the organism in Eukaryota, Metazoa, Chordata, Actinopteri, Cyprinodontiformes, Nothobranchiidae.
ACACACACACACCAGUUGUGUGUGUGUGUGUGUGGGUUGGCCUUGUGGGAAGCUCUGGGCCACAGCAGCUGCACGUUAGUGAGCUUCCCGUGGUCUGAGAAUGAAGAGGACGUGAUUGUUCUGGGACCAUCACUGGGUUUUUACUGGUCUCAUGGAUUUCAUCAUCAGCUGAUUUCAUUCUAACCUUAUCACUGUUAGUCGGUCGGUAAACAGGCUGCAGCAAAAUGUCUCUGACUGUAGCAGCUCUCACCAGAGGAGCGAUGACGGAGUUUGAGCAGAAGCUGCGUCAGCAGCACGAGGAGUCGAUGCACGCCGAGCUGGAGGCGCUGCUCGCCACCGCCGGGAGAGCUGAAGCAGAGGUCUCCAGGAAAGAUUUCAGUGGCUUCAAGAACCUCUUCCACAGAUUUCUGCAGGUCAAAGGUCCCUCGGUGGAGUGGGCCAAGAUCAACCGCCCCCCCGAGGACUCGAUCCAACCCUACGAGAAGAUCAAGGCCAAGGGACUCCCAAACAACAUCACUGAGACACUCAACAAGUUGGUAGUGGUCAAGCUGAAUGGAGGUCUGGGAACCAGUAUGGGCUGUAAGGGCCCCAAAAGUCUGAUCAGUGUCCGCAACGAGAACACCUUCCUGGAUUUGACCGUGCAGCAAAUAGAGCAUCUGAACAAAACAUAUAACGCUGAUGUGCCGCUAGUCCUCAUGAACUCCUUCAACACCGACGAAGACACAAAGAAGAUCCUGCAGAAGUACUCACACCACCGUGUGAAGAUCCACACCUUCAACCAGAGCAGGUACCCAAGGAUCAACAAGGAGUCGCUGCUGCCCAUCGCCACCAACAUGGGGAUGACUGGUGAGAAUGCCGAGGCCUGGUACCCACCAGGUCAUGGAGAUAUCUACGCCAGCUUCCACAACUCUGGACUGCUGGACAAUCUCCUUGCUGAGGGACGAGAAUACAUGUUUGUGUCCAACAUUGACAACCUGGGAGCCACCGUGGACCUCUUCAUCCUCCACCACCUGAUAUGCCAGCCGGCCGACAAACGCUGUGAGUUCAUCAUGGAGGUCACAGACAAGACCAGGGCAGAUGUGAAGGGUGGUACUCUGAUCCAGUACGAGGACCAUCUGAGGCUGCUGGAGAUCGCUCAGGUUCCGAAGGCUCACGUGGACGAGUUCAAGUCCGUCACCAAGUUCAAGAUCUUCAACACCAACAACCUGUGGAUUUCUCUGUCUGCAAUCAAGAGGCUGCAGGAGAGGAACAGCAUGGACCUGGAGAUCAUCGUCAACCCAAAGACCCUGGACGGCGGUCUGAAUGUCAUUCAGUUGGAGACGGCGGUGGGUGCUGCCAUCAAGAGCUUCAAUAACGCCAUGGGGGUGAAUGUGCCCCGCAGCCGCUUCCUGCCGGUGAAGACGUCGUCUGACCUGCUGCUGGUCAUGUCCAACCUGUACAGCCUGGACGCUGGCUCGCUCACGAUGAGCAAAAAGAGGGAGUUCCUCACGACGCCGCACGUUAAACUGGGCAGCUCCUUCACCAAGGUUCAGGACUUUCUGACCCGGUUUGAAAACAUCCCAGACAUGCUGGAGCUGGACCACCUCACCGUGUCCGGAGACGUUACCUUUGGAAAGAACGUCUCUCUGAAGGGAACUGUGAUCAUCAUCGCCAAUCACGGCGACAGGAUCGAUAUUCCAGCUGGAGCGAUGCUGGAGAACAAGAUCGUCUCAGGAAACCUGAGGAUCCUGGAUCACUGAAGCCUUCUGGAGGAGAAACGCACAUGAAGCAAUCUACGCGAACACAAUGCAUCAUGGGUCUGCUGAGCUCCUGUGGGCUUUGAAAAAACCUGAACUAUAAAAUAAAAAAAGCAUUUUCUUUAGAGAA